Calidris pugnax (ruff) is the source of this 2967-nucleotide messenger RNA. RefSeq names its product RNA (guanine-7-) methyltransferase (gene RNMT). Gene Ontology annotation, molecular function: mRNA 5'-cap (guanine-N7-)-methyltransferase activity. Gene Ontology annotation, biological process: 7-methylguanosine mRNA capping. Bases 1 to 1245 code for a protein of 414 amino acids. The record is from RefSeq and is a predicted model, not a curated record. The transcript has 10 exons. Gene Ontology annotation, cellular component: nucleus. Lineage: Eukaryota; Metazoa; Chordata; Aves; Charadriiformes; Scolopacidae.
AUGGCUGAUUUAACCAAGGCAGAAGAACAGCAAGUAGAGAAGAGUUUGGAUGAAGAAGUGGAGGAAACACCUCAUACUUUAGAGGCGGAUUCAGGUAUAGGUUGCGAAGGUGAUAGUUCAACUUCAGGUACGGUGCACUCCACUGAAAAUGAAAAAGAAGUUGACAGUGGUAAUCAGGACAACAGAGCAAAAAGGAAGAAUUUAGAUGCUGAAGAUGAACCUCCUAAGAAAGUGCGUGAGACAGGCCACGGACAAACUGUAGCUGCACAUUAUAAUGAACUUCAAGAAGUUGGAUUGGAAAAACGUAGCCAGUCUCGCAUAUUCUACCUCCGAAACUUUAAUAAUUGGACAAAGAGUGUCCUCAUUGGUGAAUUUAUAGACCGAGUACGACGGAAAAAGAGUGAUAUAACUGUUUUGGAUCUAGGAUGUGGCAAAGGUGGAGAUUUGCUGAAAUGGAAAAAAGGCAGAAUUAAAAAACUUGUCUGUACUGAUAUUGCUGACAUUUCAGUGCAACAGUGCAAGCAGCGAUAUGAAGACAUGAAAGCUCGAUGUCGUUAUAAUGAACAUAUUUUUGAUGCAGAAUUUAUACAAGCAGAUAGUACCAAGGAUCUCUUGUCUUCCAAAUACAGCGAUCCAGAUAUGCGCUUUGACAUUUGCAGCUGUCAGUUUGUUUACCAUUACUCAUUCGAGACAUACGAGCAGGCUGACAUGAUGCUUAAAAAUGCCUGUGGGAACCUCUCUCCUGGAGGGUAUUUCAUUGGCACAACUCCAAAUAGCUUUGAACUUGUAAAGCGACUUGAAGCUUCAGAAACAAAUUCAUUUGGGAAUGAUGUGUACAGUGUAAAAUUUGAAAAGAAGGGGGAAUAUCCCUUGUUUGGCUGCAAGUACGAUUUCCACUUGGAAGAAGUGGUUGAUGUCCCUGAGUUCUUGGUUUACUUUCCAUUACUGGAAGAAAUGGCAAAGAAGCAUGGUAUGAAAUUAGUCUACAAAAUGACAUUUCGGGAAUUCUAUGAAGAAAAAAUCAAGAACGAGGAGCACAAAAUGCUGUUAAGGAGAAUGCAGGCCUUGGAGCCAUAUUCUACAUUUGGUGAUUCCAGGCUUGUUUCUGAUAAACCUGAUGAUUAUGAACAUGCAAAAGAGUUCAUCAAAGAUGGCAAAGCAAAGUUACCAUUGGGAACCUUGAGUAAAUCUGAAUGGGAAGCAACAAGUAUUUACUUGGUAUUUGCAUUUGAGAAGCAACUGUGAAACUUCACAUGCUGGAUGCAGCAAGAAGAGAUCAUAUCCAUGUGCAAGUUGGAAUGGUCAGAAAUCCAUUGUGGCAACUAUUUUUUUAUUUUUUAUUUUUUAAUUAUCAGAAGUGUGCAGGACACUACCGAAAACAAGAGCAAGCUCAUGAUUCUGAGUUACAUUGCCUGUCUGUGACAGAUGGACUUGUGUGUGUAUAUAUAAGAAAGAUUCUGAACCAGUCUUUUUAAGGAUUUGUAAGCAAUCUGCAUGCUCUCAAAACUCAUGUUUGAACUUGACACAACUGUUAGGUUAGGAACAAAUGUUUUGUUAGUAGAAGUAUGUUUGUGAUUACAAGCCUGACCCUGCACUUUCUGAAACGGAUGGAAAAAUCACUGUUGACUUUGAUGGUGCAGAAUGAGGGCCUAAAUAUUGUGCUGCAGAGCUCAGUUAAUUCAUAAUAAGAUAUAUUCAGACAUAUAGGGUAUGUCUACAUUGCAUGCAGAGUGGCAAAUAAUACCUGAGUCAGUUUGAGUACCUCUGUGCUGUGCUCAAGCCUGCAGUGUAAAUCUACCUUAGGGGUAUUCAAGGUAUAGUUUAUGUGGUUAAGUCCCAUGAUGUUCCUGUUUUUCGUGCUUGCUGAUAUGUAGUGUCACUUCAUGGUGCUUUCAACAUUAAACGAGUUUGUUCUGUACGAAACUGCUCUGAAAGUGAAUUUCUAAAGUUUUAAGUGUCUAUGUUGUUUUUCCAAGUAUGACUAUGUGAUAAUCAAUAACAGCUGCUGAACUUAGAUUACUAAACAUUUUCUAUUGUAUUAAAGACUCUCCUGACUUUUUGCUAGUUUUAAUGUCUCCUGAAACUUAUUAGACAGAUCUUAGGAUGUGUUUCUUGUUUCAUAAAAUUCCAAAUAGGCUCGGCAGAAGGAUGAGCUGUUGGUGGUGAUGGGGAACAACGGGGAGCCUGCAUAACACCUGAGGAUACUAAAAGUUCACUCUGGGAGGGAGGGCUGUGGAUAUUACACACACCUCAAUGCAUGUGGAUAACAAUCCCCAAAUUAUAGAGUCAAAUACUUUGUUUGGGAGUAGAAUCUAAUGAUAUUAAUAGGCAGGACUGUGCCUAACUACCAUCUUAGCUGCCUAUCUCUUAGAGCUGGCUUAAGGAUUUCUGACAUGCUGUUGGUCUGCUUUCCCUGUGCUUGUAGCCAUUCACUACUGAGAGGGUGUAAGUACCUGUUUUUCUCUCCCUUCUUGGGCUAACAGUAGCUGUUGGCUAGUAUAGUUUACAUAGAGAUGAAACAGUGAUAUGUUGAUGGAACACGAGUAUUUUUAAAAGCUAUAAUAAACCUAGGAAAGAACAUUUCUUUACAGAGUUAAUCAUUUGGGUUAUUUUAGUUUGUAGUUGUAUUGCCUUCCCCCUGUAACUAGGUCAUACCCUUUUCUCCAUGACUCCAGAUUUAUUUUAUUUUUUUUUACUGUAUAGAAGAACACCUAUAACCUUCACCAAGGCGGUAGAGUCACAGUUCUGCUGCUGAAACUAAGAAAACAACUCUUUCUUGUCUGUUAGAAUUAGUACUUUUGAAACUAGCUGAAAAAUGCUGACACUUUGGAAAUGCUGGAAUGUUUUAUUGAAAUUUGUGUGUGUCAAAGCUAGUUUUGUUAGAUUUCUUGUAUCGAUUUUCAUUUGAAAGUGCAUUGCUAUGCUAUUUUUGGAAGAAAUCAGAAUAAUAAAAAGAGGGGAAAUCUG